AUGGCGGACAACAAGCCCAUCGAGGAGCUCCUCACCAAGCCGCGCAACGAGCUCACGGAAUACGAAAUCGCGCAGCUCGAAGAGCAUGAAUUCUCCGCCGGCCCCCUCUCCAUCCUCCAGACCGCCGUGCGCUCGCACGUUCAGGUCCUCAUCUCCAUCCGCAACAACCGCAAGCUGCUCGCCCGCGUCAAGGCCUUUGACCGCCACUGCAACAUGGUCCUCGAGAACGUCAAGGAGAUGUGGACAGAGACGCCGCGGCUGGCCGACGGCAAAAAGGGCCGCCCCGUCAACAAGGACCGCUUCAUUAGCAAGAUGUUCUUGAGAGGUGAUAGCGUCAUCCUCGUGCUGCUGAGCUAG
Beauveria bassiana ARSEF 2860 is the source of this 357-nucleotide messenger RNA. Its product is annotated as LSM domain-containing protein. Gene Ontology annotation, biological process: spliceosomal snRNP assembly; RNA splicing. The coding region runs from base 1 to 357 and encodes 118 amino acids. The transcript is spliced from 4 exons. Gene Ontology annotation, cellular component: catalytic step 2 spliceosome; U5 snRNP; precatalytic spliceosome. Lineage: Eukaryota; Fungi; Ascomycota; Sordariomycetes; Hypocreales; Cordycipitaceae. Gene Ontology annotation, molecular function: RNA binding. The record is from RefSeq and is a predicted model, not a curated record.